This is a messenger RNA of Monomorium pharaonis (pharaoh ant), 4208 nucleotides long. Its product is annotated as putative fatty acyl-CoA reductase CG5065. The coding region runs from base 319 to 1836 and encodes 505 amino acids. Gene Ontology annotation, molecular function: alcohol-forming very long-chain fatty acyl-CoA reductase (NADP+) activity. The record is from RefSeq and is a predicted model, not a curated record. Gene Ontology annotation, biological process: long-chain fatty-acyl-CoA metabolic process. Gene Ontology annotation, cellular component: peroxisome. NCBI's taxonomy places the organism in Eukaryota, Metazoa, Arthropoda, Insecta, Hymenoptera, Formicidae. The transcript is spliced from 8 exons.
UGCGGCGGUAGCGCGCGCACGAUGUGCACGGUAGUCGCGUGAGUGCCGCGACACACGGAGUGUGACGCGGACAGCUGCAACGGCGGCGACGACAACGACGACGACGUCGAUGCCGACGAGGGCCUCCUCCCCAGGCCACACCAGUGCGUCUCGCCCCUUUCCCCAGGACGGUUCGCUUUCGGCGCGCGAGGGAGGCGAGGUGGUCGAUCGAGAGCCCGACGAGCGUGGCGCGACGCGACCGCGACGGAGGAUCCGGCAGAGGAUACGAACCUCCCUCUUCGGCACCCCCGUUGUGAGGAGGUUGAUACAUACAUCAAAAUGGGUACGACGAACGCACAAACCAAUUCAGAACGCGAUGAGACUCACUCAAGGGGAAGUUCGAUCGACGCAUUCUUCGCUGAAACGGUGAUCCUUUUAACAGGCGCUACCGGCUUUUUGGGGAAAGCUCUUCUGGAAAAACUACUGCGCUCGUGUCCCGUAGCUACAAUUUUCGUUUUGAUCCGUCCAAAAAAGAACCAAUCCGUCGAGCAACGUUUUAAGGAACUAUUGAACAAUCCCGUUUUCGAUAGGAUACGGUCGGAGUUUCCGGGUACUUUGAGCAAGAUCUUUCCCGUGAAAGGCGAUGUAGGUCUACCGGAACUAGGGCUCCAGCCCGAAGACAGGGACAUGCUGAUACAGAGAGUCAACAUCGUGUUUCACAGCGCGGCCACCGUGCGUUUCGACGAGCCGCUGAAAAUCGCCGUUAAUCUCAACACGAUGGGUACCGAUCGUAUGUUGGAUUUGUGCAGACGUAUGACAAACCUUAUUAGCGUCAUUCACGUCAGCACGGCCUACAGUAAUGCCGAUCGACGGGAAAUUGAGGAAUCGAUAUACAUCACGGACGUGAAGCCGUACACGGUGGUCGAUAUGUGUGAAAAUUUGGACGACGAGACGAUAGGAAUAAUAGAGAAGAGAUUGCUCGGCAAACAUCCAAAUACGUACACAUUGACCAAGGGCUUGGCGGAGCAAAUCGUGAUGGCCAAAGGAAGCGGUCUACCGAUCGCGAUUGUACGGCCGAGCAUAGUCUGCGCCGCAUAUCAAGAACCAUUUCCAGGGUGGAUAGACAACAUUUGUGGUAUUACAGGUAUAAUGACGGAAAUUGGUAGAGGUACCGUUAGAAGUAUUGUGUGUAACGCAAAUUUAGUAGUGGACGUUGUACCUGUCGAUUUUGUUGUUAAUACUUUGAUCUGCGCAUCUUGGCAUAAUGUUGUGCAACGUACUGAUACAGUAAAGAUUUACAAUUGUACUAGCAGCACAGUGCAUCCUAUUACAUGGGGUAAAUUUGGGUAUCUCGUAAGAAAACACGCUAUAGAAACUCCAUCAAAAUACGUAAUGUGGUAUCCAGGUUUCACAUUUAGAACCAAUAAAUUUAUUCAUGCCAUCAUGGUGGCAACAUUGCACUAUCUACCUGCAUUCAUCGUAGAUCUUAUAUUAAGAGUCCAAGGCUGCAAGCCCAUAAUGAUGAAGCUCACCAAACGAUUCGAACGUGCUGCCAAAACCGGAGAAUUUUUCGCGAUGAACGAGUGGAAGUUUUAUGCGGGUAACAUGAUGAAACUGGUGAAAUUUGUAAGUGCAUCGAAAGAUUGCAGUAACUUCGACGUGGAUAUUAAAAAUAUGGAUUGGGAUAUGUACUUACAUCAGUACAUGUUAGGAAUCCGAAAGUAUAUCUUGAAGGACAGUUUAGACACAUUAAAUAACGCUCGAAGUCGAUUAAUAAGGUUGUACUGGAUGCAUAAAUUCACCAAAAUACUUAGUAUAUUUGCGUUACUAGGAAUGAUUAAAUGCGCCGGUCGGUGAUGUCAUUGGAAUCUAAAUCGCAUUCUACGCGAUCGGUGAAACGCCGCAAAAGUACUCGUAAGAGGAAAUAUUUAAAGAAGAUGUAAAACCCACCCUUGUCUCGAAGAUUAAAACAUGAAAAACCUUAUCAAGUAUUAAUACACUAAUUAAAUAUUAAUGAGAAAGAAAGAGAAAGAGAAAGAGAGAGAGAAAGAGAGAGAGAGAGAGAGAGAGAGAGAGAGAGAGAGAAAGAGAGACAGUAUUUUGCUAGAUAUUGAAUGCAGAAUGCUAUUGAUAUUGUAGAACAUUCGUCUUUUCGUACAUAUUUCACAUUUUCCACAAUGCUGAAUUAGCUUCGCAGAGCUGUUUUAACCUCCUAAUCGUACAAUCGAUACGUACAAAUGAAAUAUGUGUCAUGUUUUCAGCCAUUUAAUCAAUGUAAAGUCCGUCAAGUGAUAGAGUUAGAGACAAGAACUUGCAAACGCUUUUCUGUAAAUCUGCAUCAAAACAUCUCUUCUGCCAAUAGAGUUAUCAUGUCAUUGCAUCAUGAAAGAAUAAUAAUGUAUUUUGAACGAUUAGAUACAAAAUAUUUUUGAUGAUACAGCAUAAAAAUGAAGGUGUAGAUACCUUACUAUAUAAUCAAUAUGUGUUGUAUCUUGGUUAUUGCGAUCUAACUCUCUUCGAGCCUUAUGAUAUUUAAAUGUUAAGAUAAAAAUCAUGUUUUUGAUAAGCGCUUACAGACCAAGUAUAUCGAGCGCGUCACAUAUGAAUAUGCAAAUUAAACUGCGCAUAGUACAACACAAACAAUCGAAAUUUUUAAAUAUAAUAGUACUUACGAAGACUGACCUUAAUCAAAAACGAUAUCUUUUAAAAAUGAUACAUUUAAAAAGUAAAGAAUUUACAUUAUUGCCUUACUAAUUAUUAUCAAUAUAUCAAAACAAAAGUUCUUUUUACUAAUCCAGAGAUAUUCUAACGAUCACGAUUAAACUAAUAAAUUAUAUUUAUAUCACUCUCGAGAACGGAUAAAUUUGUUUAUAAUAUUUAAAAAAGCAAAAUAUUUUUUGAAUACUUGUGUCGUGUAAGAAAUUACCAUUUAUCUCUUUGUGAAACAAGGAAUUAUAGAUAGGUAAUUAUGACAAAAUAAUUGUAACAAAUUUUAAUAAAAGUUUGUUACAAUUUCAAGGUGUUUUUACUACCUGGAAAAUCGGAAUCACAUAGAAUUCUUCUUACCUUUAAAAAUUAUAUAUUUUCAUGAGAUUUUAUUCAUGCUUUUAUUAAAACAAUUUUUGAAAUUUUAUUUUUAAAUAAAAAAUUUUUUAUUCAUUUUAAUUUUAAUUUAUUUUUUCUUGAAAAAUGUCAAUUAGCAAUAAAUAUGGCAUACACGUUCACGUACAUUACGUCGCAGAUUUUUAUUUUAAAAAAUUAGCAAUAAAAGACACAGUAUCAUUGGCAUUGUGUGUUCAAUUACUUUUCGAAUUCUAUUUUGUAAAAAUUCUAUUUUCAAUGAACUACAUUUAUAUUAUGAACAAAUUGUUGUAUGCCAUUGAAUAUAUAUUUCUUUUUAGUACUGUUUCAAAUUUAAUAUUUAAAAUUUGAAUGACUUUUCUGUAAUUAAUUAAAAAGAAGCUUGAAAAUAUACAAUAAAAUAAAUUCAUUUUAAAGUUAUAUUAAAAGUUCCAUAAUGCUAUUUGGAAAAUUUUAAAUAUAACUGGAAUAUUACUUAGGGAACUCUUUUAACAUAUCUAAAUGAACGCUCUGAGUUUGUAUCAGCUAGGUAAUUAUCUUGACAAAAUAAUUCAUACACAAGAAACUAAGCAAAUUCUCUUAAAAUAGUGACAUAUAUUUUACAAAUAUUUAUAAUAUUACAAAUAAAUAUGAAUAUAUUUGUAUUUCUUACAUGUAUACAUUUGCAGUUUGAUUUCUAGGUGAAACAUUAAUGUAUGGACUUUUGGAAAAAAAGUGGCAUCAAUCGUGAUAUGUAAUUUAUAUGUAUAUAUUUGCUAUACUCUUUCAUUUUUCUUUGAUAUUGAUUGUGUAACAAAAAUACAUAUUAUGUUAAUCUAGAUAAAUUAUUGUUAGAUAAAGAAACUAUUCAUUCGCAAAAUAUAGUAUUACAAAAGCGACAACCUCAUAAUUUUUGUUAAUUUUUGACAAAUAUUUAACGCAUGUCCAAUACAUGCGUGUUUCUAAGCUUGAGCUUUCAACUCUAAAUCAUUUUCUUUAAGUGUAAUAACAUCAUCAUAGAUAAGCAUGGACAAACUAAUGAAAUGUUCUUAAUAUUAAGCAACGUCAUAAUUAUGUUUUUAUAUACAUUAAUGUGUAUAUAAUUAUAUUGUUAUCAUGUUUCAAACUUGUACAAGACUUGUAAUUACAUAAAACAUAUUUGUAAUUAA